Messenger RNA from Rhopilema esculentum, 1083 nucleotides. Its product is annotated as NF-kappa-B-repressing factor. Gene Ontology annotation, molecular function: nucleic acid binding. The record is from RefSeq and is a predicted model, not a curated record. Lineage: Eukaryota; Metazoa; Cnidaria; Scyphozoa; Rhizostomeae; Rhizostomatidae.
UUAACCACAGGGAAGCGAUGUUAUUAGUGGAGUGGAGUUUAAUCAGCAUGGCGGACGAAACCACAUUCGUGUACAAAUAUCAGUGGGAGAAUGAGUUUCAGUGGAAGGCAAGGCGAGUAUUUAUACAGACUCAUGAAGCCAAAUUUGAAGAUCGAAGAUUGGCAUCACUCUCAAAUGCUUGGGCAAAUUGGAGAUUCCAUGGAUGUACAUAUUGCCGGCCAGUUCAGGCAAUGUUGAAUGAACUUGACCAGGAGCUUCCAACUGAAGUCCAAGUAGCAUUGGGCAAAAUACCUUCCCACAAAGGAUUAAGUCAGGUAAAGUUUCAAGAUUCAUCUGACUCUUGCCAGAAGUCCUGUAGUGUUUUAUCUAAGAGUCCUUUUAAAGGCUUUACCAUUUUCGAGCCCAGAAACCCUGCAAUUUUUAACCCAAUCAGCGUGUUGACAGAAAGUGCUCAAAAAUCAAAAAAGACCAUAGAAUUUCACUACUUGGGCCUAAAAGAAGAUAAAGAUAAAACUCUUCUGCAUGUAACAGCAGUUGCUAUUGAAGGAGCUAUUUUAGGAACUGGAAUGGCGAGAAGCAAGAGAGAUUCCAAGCAGAAUUGUGCCUGCAAAGCACUUGAAAGAUUGAGAACUUCAGUGCCUGUGAAACUGCCAGUAGAUCACAAUAGUAUAGAAAAUGUAGAAAAGGGAAAAUUGGUCAAAUCAGCUUUUCAGAAUGCUAAAAAGAUUGAUGACACAAAUAUAGGGAAUAUCAUGUUACGAAAUAUGGGUUGGACUGGUGAUGGAGGACUUACCAGAACAGGAAUAGCUGAACCUGUGUUUUUAGAAAGUUCAGAUAGAAGAAAAGGGUUUGGACAUGAAUUAUCUCUCAGUAUCAGAAAAAGUGCAGUUGAAGAGACUCUUCUUAGGUUCAUAAGUGAAAGUGCAGAUUCUGAUAUUAAGUUUUCAAGUGACCUUUCCAAGGAUGAUAGAGCAUUGAUUCAUAGAUUGUGUCGACAAUAUGGCCUAAAACAUAAAUCGUUUGGUAAAGGAAAUGAAAGGUACCUGAUUGUCAGUAAGAAGUGAAAGUUCUUUUUAUUCCCUC